AUGGGGCUCACGGGUUUCUUCUUCACUAGCUUUUUGAUUCUCUUCUCAAUGCUGAUCCUUGCCUCUGCAAGUGAUUAUGGCUAUGGCGGCAACACUGAGGGUGACAAGCCAAAGUCUCAAGAAUAUAACUACGAAUCCAAAUCUGAAGACAACAGAUAUACUCCUAAGCCAGAAGCUUACAAGCCACAACCCAAAGACAACGGAUAUGCUCCCAAGCAAGAAGCUUAUAAGUCACAACCCAAAGACUACGCAUAUGCUCCUAAGCCAGAAGUUUACAAGUCGCAACCCAAAGAUAACAAAUAUGCCCCUACGCCUAAAGCUUACAAGUCACAAUCCAAAGACAAUGGAUAUGCUCCCAAGCCAAAAGCUUACAAGCCACAACCCAAAGACAACGGACACGCUACCAAGCCAGGAGCUUACAAGCCACAACCCAAAGAUAGCAUAUAUGCUUCUAAGCCUAAAGCUUACAAGCCACAAUCCAAAGACAAUGGAUAUGCUCCCAAGCCAGAAGCUUACAAACCACAACCUAAAGACAACGAAAAUGCUCCCAAGCCAGAAGCUUACAAGCCACAACCCAAAGACAACACAUACGCUCCCAAGCCAAAAGCUUAUAAGCCACAACCCAAAGACAACGCAUAUGCUCCCAAGCCAGAAUCUGACAAACCACAACCCAAAGACAAUGCAUAUGCUUCCAAGAUAGAAGGUUACAAGCCACAACCUAAAGACAAUGUAUAUGCUCCUAAGCCAAAAGCUUAUAAGCCACAACCCAAAUAUAACAGAUAUGCUCCCAAGCCAGAAGCUCCCAAGCCACAACCCAAAGACAACGGAUACGCUCGCAAGCCACAACCUAAAGACAAAACGUAUGCUCCCAAGCCAGAAUCUUACAAGCCACAACCCAAAGACAUUAGCUACACUCCCAAGCCACAACCUAAAGACAACACUUACGCUCCCAAGUCAGAAUCUUACAAGCAACAAUCCAAAGACAAUGGAUACGCUCCUAAGCCAGAAGCUUACAAGCCACAACCCAAAGACAAUGCCUACGCUCCUAAGCCAGAAGCUUACAAGCCACAACCCAAAUAUAACGACUAUGCUCCCAAGUCAGAAGGUAAUACUUAUGGUCGUAAGUUAGAUGUUUUCAAAUCAAAAUCAGCGGAAUAUCAUGGUUAUAACUCAAAUUUGGACGGUGAUAAAUCGAAGUCAAAAAUAGAGGAGAAGUCAAAUGGAUACUAA
Messenger RNA from Pistacia vera, 1230 nucleotides. Its product is annotated as extensin-like. The record is from RefSeq and is a predicted model, not a curated record. The transcript has a single exon. Bases 1 to 1230 code for a protein of 409 amino acids. NCBI's taxonomy places the organism in Eukaryota, Viridiplantae, Streptophyta, Magnoliopsida, Sapindales, Anacardiaceae.